Chilo suppressalis (striped riceborer) is the source of this 3826-nucleotide messenger RNA. The record is from the annotation of a GenBank genome assembly. Lineage: Eukaryota; Metazoa; Arthropoda; Insecta; Lepidoptera; Crambidae.
AUGCCUUUGAGCGCCUACAUUCGUUUAUUUGAGGCAGCUAGACCGUGGUGCAAAGAUUUCGAGAAGGCGGGUGCGAGCAUCGCGGUGACUCCAUGCGAUGUUGUGGAGGAAGCAGACAUCACCUUCUCGUGUGUGGCCGACCCGCAGGCUGCAAAGGAGAUGGUGUUUGGCAACUGCGGUGUGCUGCACUGUCCCUCGCUCGAGUCCAAGGGCUACGUGGAGAUGACUUCGAUAGACGCGGACACUUCGCACGACAUCGUCGAGGCGAUCAGCGGCAAGGGGGGCCGAUAUUUGGAGGCACAGGUAUGUCAUAGUUAUAAGGUAACUGCGGUGUGCCUCUCGCUCGAGUCCAAGGGCUACAUGGAGAUGACUUCGAUAGACGCGGACACUUCGCACGACAUCGUCGAGGCGAUCAGCGGCAAGGGGGGCCGAUAUUUGGAGGCACAGAUCCAAGGGUCCAAGACUCAAGCGGAGGAAGGCACGUUGAUAAUCCUGGCGGCGGGCGACCGGACUUUAUUCGACGACUGCCAGUCAUGCUUCAAAGCGAUGAGCAAGAACUCCUUUUACCUUGGUAGCGACAUCGGCAACGCUUCCAAAAUGAACUCAGUACUCCAAGUAGUGAGUGGAGUAUCUCUAGCGGCACUGGCUGAAGGAUUGGCCUUAGCAGAUCGUGCGGGACUUAGUCAAGCAGAUUUAUUGGAUGUUCUGGCUUUAACACCUUUAGCUUCACCACACCUUAUACUUAAAGGAAGAGCGAUGAUCGAGUCAUCGUACUCGACUCAUCAACCGCUCACCCACAUGCAGAAAGACCUAAAGCUAGCUCUCGGUUUAGGCGACGCCCUAGAACAAUCCUUACCCCUUACAGCUACUACCAACGAGAUAUUCAAGCACGCCAAACGCCUAGGAUACGCGAAUCACGACGUUGCCGCCGUUUAUAUAAGAGCUAGAUUCUGAUCGCGUCUACAUUCAAUUCUAGCCCUAUGCCUUGUGCUGUUGAUCGCUCUAAACUUGACUCUGACAGGAGAAACGAACUCUUAAUUUCAUAGUGUUUGUGAUAAUGUAACAUUUAUUACUAACUGUCCACCCGGAUUUGUACAGAAUUUAUUUUGACUCGAUAAAAUAUAGCCUAUGUUCAAGGAACUUCAGCUCUAUUGCUCUCAAUGUGACUAAACGGAGAAACGAACUUUUAAUUUCACAGCCUGUGAUAGAUUAUGUAACAUUUUAUUAUUAACUGUCUGAGAUAUGUUGGGCUAAAAUUAUUUUUGAUGUGAUCAAAUAUAGCCUAUGUCGAUGAGAAAUAAGGUAGCUUUUUCAUGGUGAAAGAUUUUUUUUUAUCAGAUUUUGCCUUGAUACUAUAUAAAAAUAAUUUUAAACUAUCGAUUAAUAAUAAACUAUAUUAUUUUAUAUUAACAUAUCAUUGAAGUUUGAAAUAAAUAUUAUUAUCUUCAGGUUUCAUUUUAACACUAUUCAAAGGUAGUUUGUAAUCCAGAUUUAGUAGCACAGAAAAUGACAUGAACUCUGUAAACCCCUUUUAUACAUAAUUUAUGAAUUCAUAACAACAGCUGUAGUCAAAUAGAAUAAAAAGUAAUAAAAUGUUACAUUUCACAAAAAUACAUAUUGAAAGUGAUGAGCAUUGGGGAUAGAAGUUCAUCAAACAACUUUAGUUUGAGUGUGACGUGUUAAGGACAAUUUAAUUUCUGAUUAACGUGGACCUUUUGAAUUUUAUUAAGAAAUAAAAGGGAUAGCAUCAAAUAAUAAUAUCUAUAAAAAUCAGAUGUUUAUAACGCAAAAAGUAUGUAAUUUUAGUAAUGUCAGUUAGUUCAAUAUGAAAUGGAUUAAUAUGUGGAUCAAAAUUACUAUAAGUAAUACCGGAUUUUGGACAUUAAAAGUAUAAUAGGUUUUGGUUAUGAUAUAAUCGGAUGGAUAUUAAAUUAUUGUGACCAAAAAAUGUUUAAGAAUCUAUCGUAUCUUUAGCAAAUCAAAGAAGGAACAUUAUAUAUAUUUGAAUUUAAAAGGAAUCUUUUGUUAUUUCGUUUUGCUUCAAUAAAAUUUAGGGUAAUGAGUUUUUAAAAUAUAUUUGUGUCCAAAGGUUAAAGCUAUUUUACAUUUGCUUUUUGUAUUCGAUGUUGGACCAGGAGCGAUAGAAGAAUAUAAAAUCUGUUAUUUGCUAUUAUAUUAAGACAAUUUUAGUUUAAAUCUAAAGAAAAUAUAACUAGAAAUAUAAGUCUAAGUCCUAAUAAUUGGACAGUGCAUUCGCCCGGAUAGCGAAGGGUGCGGGUUCGAGCCCCGUCUGCUGCCUGGUCCGCUUGGAUUUUUUUCUAGUUAUAUUUUCUUUAGAUUUAAACAUCAAGCAGUUACAUGCUUAAAAAAAAUUGUUUGUUCAUGGACAAUGUGCAUCUUAAAACUUAGUGAUUUGACCAACUAUUUACAAAGAGGAAAAUUUGUCACUUGGCGUAAUUAAAUUAUUUUAAUAUUUCCAGUCCCGCAUAAUGUGGCAUUAGUGUUUUAAAAUCUUAUACUCCAAUUUAUUGAUUGCUAAUAACAUGUUUUAAAGAUAAGUAUUUAGAAAAUUAUUCUAUAGUGUCAUUAGCAUUUCAAAGAAUCGAAUUCUAUACACACAAUUUGCUUUUUGUUUCGUGGAAUUUCCAAUGAUGACCUUGUUAUUUUGUCGUCUGUAUACAAGGUUAUAUUAUAAUAAUGUAUGAAGAAUAUCAUUGGUAUAUGAAUUGUAUCGAGUAAGAAGAAUUCACUUGACAGAACGAUUCGUAUGUUGUGUCAAGUUCCUCUUUAUUUGACGCAGAUUAACUGUUCUUACAGCCACACACCAAGUUGACACAAACUGAUUUUUUUUCAAUAGAUUAAUAGCCUUAAAUCAGACAUAAGCUCAAAUUCAGUUGGAGAAAUCAGGCAGUUUUAAGGACAUUAGUCUGUGCUUGUCUGUACUUGAUCCCAUUCUUGUAUUAAAAUAUGAAUCUGUGUGAAAUGUCUAAAUAGGUAUCAGGUUUCGAGUUGUUAGUUUUCUUGAUGCCUGCUUUUCAAUCGAUUAAAAUCGAUUGAUUUUUGACAUCCGCGGAAGCAUUUGUAAUAGUUGCUUAGUUUCAAAAUAAGUUUAAAACAAGCAUCAUCAGACAAUAUAUAACUAUUACAAAACUCCGUCCUUUAAAUCUAAAUUUAAAUCUUGUUUGACAUAUUUUACUUAUAUACCUUUUUAAUACAACAAAAAUAUGUUUUAGUACCAUUUCGUGACCUCUAUAUUAUUUCUCAAAUACUAGUAAGCUAUUUUAGUGUUUUUUUUAAGAUUAAUAAAUGAAUUGAAAGUAAUGAAUGAGCACAUUUUAUGUAAUUUAGUUCUUAAGGUUAGUAGUGUGUUCAAACUGAACACAAUUUGGUUUAAGACGGUUGAACAUCAUUAAAAUUAAAUGAUUGUUAUCAUUACUACACAGUUAUCCAAAGUGUCUUAACAUAUGUUGCAUUUUACGUUAUUGUCGGAUUAAUUUCGUUCAAAAACGUCUCGUUUUAAAUAAGAGCUUAUAUUUGUAAGAGAUCUGUGUGACGUCAACAUAAAAUCGGUCCUAUAAAUUUUUAAAUCCUUUGUAUUCUUAGAAACAUCUAAUGUUGUGGAAUUACGUGGCACUUGGUACUUGGGAUCUUUUAUGAAAAAUGUAUUAGUACAUUCUAUUGGGUAAAUUUAUUAUCAAUUAAGUGUUGAUAAUAUUAGCAACAAUACGUUUCAUAUUUCAUUGUGGAAAUGACUGACAUGAUAGUAUGAAGUAAAUAAAUAAUUAUAAUUUAUAAAACUUCGUUUCAUUAAAAAAUAAUGUAAUAA